AUGUCUGAAAAUGUCUUUGAGUUCCGUGUUCUGGAGCCGGAAGAGCGCAAAGGCGGAGGAGCCCUUGAUUUGGCGUAUUGGAUGUAUCGCAUCCGCACUUCCACCACACUGCCCAUGUACCCACGCAAGGAAAUGGAAGUGGUAAGGCGUUAUAAUGACUUUGUAUGGUUCCGCACGCAACUGUGUGAAGCAUACCCGUACUGCAUCAUACCACCCAUUCCUGAAAAGGAAGUGCAUGGGACAUUUAAUAAAAUCGUCGGUUCCGCUUCUCAGAGUGCCACUCGGACACGCGAUUACCGCCAGCGCGCCCUGAAGAAAUUCCUCACCCGCGUUGGUGCUCACCCGCGUCUUCGCACCGCACAACUUUUGCAGGAAUUUCUUGAGAUGGAUGAGACGGAGUGGGAACGGCGCAUGCAAGCCCCUGUUGCUGGCGCUGGCAGGUCGUUGAGGAAUUCGAUUGGCGACAGCGUUGGUCAAGUGCUUUCCCGCACGUGGAAUGAUGCACAAACGCUGGAAGACGCUGGCGCGGCAUAUUCGCAAGCUGUCAAUAACGGUGCCGUUGAUAUGACUGCAUGGGAGGGAACGCGAAGGUAUAUUAAACAACUGGACGAGAGUAUGAAGGUAUUGCGGGAGCAGGUGCAAGUCCUCGUCGACCGGCGUAGGAAUACCAGCAACUCCCUGCAUGAAUUUGGUGUUGCUUUUGAAAAAGUGGCGGAGGUGGACGGGAUGGUUGGUCAAUCAUCACUCACUCGUGUGCUCUCGGCUGUUGGCCAGCACAAUGACCAACUUUCUACUCUAUAUGUGGAGCAUGCUAAUGAUGAAACAAAACAAGUAGUCGAAACACUCAGCUACUACCACGGCAUGUGUGGCUCCGUCCGUGCAACACUAAAACAUUUGCUGCAAAGCGCACAUCAUGUGGAGGCCCUCGCACGCCAGUUAGAAGGUCUCAGGGCGCAGAGGGAUAAAGUGUUGGAUCAGGUUGGGCAGGCAGCACGCCGCGCAAAACUGGAGAAUGAAAUCAGUGAACAAGAACAGUUAUUGGAAAGGGCGCGACAGGAGUUGACGGAUGGCGAGGCGAUUUUCAAGGAAGAAAUUCAUCGCUUCCAUCGUGACAAGCAAUAUGACAUCAAAACAAUUCUAAAGAUGUUUGCUGACCUGCAGAUCAAAUACGCGGGGCGUCUGAAGCAGUCAUGGGAGAAGCUCUCGCCUCUAUUGACGCAGGGCCAACCCAUCAGUGACCAUUUGAUUGAUGACGAUUAG
This is a messenger RNA of Trypanosoma brucei brucei TREU927, 1260 nucleotides long. RefSeq names its product phosphoinositide-binding protein, putative. Gene Ontology annotation, molecular function: phosphatidylinositol binding. The coding region runs from base 1 to 1260 and encodes 419 amino acids. The transcript has a single exon. The record is from RefSeq and is a predicted model, not a curated record. NCBI's taxonomy places the organism in Eukaryota, Euglenozoa, Kinetoplastea, Trypanosomatida, Trypanosomatidae. Gene Ontology annotation, cellular component: endosome.